UUUCGUGUUUGUCAAUAGAAAAUUAAGAAAGACAAUGGAAGAAUCAUUAGAUUUUUUGAGAAAAUUGCACAAGACCUGUCGGAUUUGUUUCGAAGAAUCAGAUAAUUUGUCACCAAUUUUUGAAAAUAAUAACGAGACUCCUAAAUAUCCAGGCUUAGUAAAAAAAAUACGGGAAUGUUGUGACGUUGAGUUGAGUGAAGGUAUAAGUGAACUGAGUAUUCCAUCUUUUAUUUGCGAUAACUGCAUUGAGAAUGCAAAGAUAUCUUAUAAAUUUCGUCUGCAAUGUCGACAUUCAGAGACGACAUUGCAGCUGUAUCAUGAGGAAUUAAUUCAAAGUAACCUUGAGAUUUUACAAGAACAAGAAUCUUCUGAGAUAAGUGACGUACUGAGUCACUUAUCAACUCAAGAUUCAUCAACCUCGAAUGAGACUGAUGUCGAAUAUGAAAAUGAAGAUGAUAAUAGUGAUGAUGAUCGAGGGAAAAAAGUUACAAAGCUGACUAAUGGAGAGACAGAAAAUGGGGAUUUAAUUGUUGAGCAAUUAUUAGAAAAAUUAAUACAACCCAGCGUUUAAAUUUCAUAUAUUAUUAGUUUUUUUUUACUGUUUAAAAUACUGACAGUAGUAAUUUUCAAUUAUUAUCAUGGUAAAUUAAAAAAUAAUUAAAUUGUCUUGAUUAUUUUUUAAUGACUCUAAUUGAUAAUUAUAAUUAUUCAAACUAAUGAUCAUUUAUUAACUUCAGAAUUAAUCUCUUAUAAUUAUUUACUUAUUUUUUUUAAGUAGAACAUGAAUUGGACCAUGAAAAAUCAUUGGAUUUAUAAAUUAAUAAUCAUUGUCAUACUUUAUACAUAUCAUUGUUUUUUUGUAUUUAUAUUUUUCAAUUUAUGAUUUAUUAUAAAUAUAUACUGAUAAUUAAUAUAUAUCAUAGUACAAAAAUUUCUUAAUGUAUGAGUGUGAAUGUAGCUGACAGUUGGCAAUUUUUUAUGAUCCUGAAGUUGGCAGACAAUUAAAAAACCUGAUUUUUUUUUUCAACAAAUAAAUUGCAAAAAAAUAAUAUGUAUAUAAAUAUGAACAUGUAGACAAUUAAAAAAACUAUA
This is a messenger RNA of Microplitis mediator, 1092 nucleotides long. RefSeq lists its product as uncharacterized. The transcript is spliced from 2 exons. Gene Ontology annotation, cellular component: nucleus. The coding region runs from base 35 to 571 and encodes 178 amino acids. NCBI's taxonomy places the organism in Eukaryota, Metazoa, Arthropoda, Insecta, Hymenoptera, Braconidae. The record is from RefSeq and is a predicted model, not a curated record. Gene Ontology annotation, molecular function: zinc ion binding.